Musa acuminata subsp. malaccensis (wild Malaysian banana) is the source of this 1647-nucleotide messenger RNA. RefSeq lists its product as uncharacterized. The record is from RefSeq and is a predicted model, not a curated record. NCBI's taxonomy places the organism in Eukaryota, Viridiplantae, Streptophyta, Magnoliopsida, Zingiberales, Musaceae.
UCCUUUUGGGUUGUCGCGGCCUUCUUCCGCCAAAAACCCCAUUUGGAUCCCAAAAACACAAUUCCAAGAUUUGAACCAGCGAUUCCUAAAUUUUUUUUCUCUUUUACUUGAAAACUUUUGUCGGAAUCGGGAAAUUGGAUUUUAUUGUGGACGAAUUGGACUCAGGUUUGUUGCUUCUGAAAAAAACUGGGUUUUUAGGUCAAAAGUUUGCCUGAUUGGAUCGAAGAAGGGGUCGGGCGCCGUUUGCCAUGCUCCUAUCUCCGGAAGUUGGGGUUUGGGUAGGGGAGACCCCGUCCGCGCCGGCGCUGGCUCGGCGGUGGCCGGCAAAGCAGUGCCCCCGGGCGUUGGAUCGGCGGCCCGUCGGCGGGUCCCGUGGCGGCGGAGAGGACGACUGCCGGAUCUGCAGUGCCACCGGUGACAUGUGGGCUAGGCUCAAUGGUGGGGAGGGGAGGGAUGUCAUAGGCCAGAGUGGUGGGUUCAGUCACGAAAGCGAGCACGAUUUGGCAGUGAUGGUAUGUGAUUUCUUGGAGAACGGAAGCGGCAGCGCCGAGUCACGUUAUAGCAGCGACAGCGACUCUCGGUUCUCAGAACUUGCUCACCUUGCUGAGAAAGUUUUGUUAUAUAAACGUGCUGUGACUCAAUAUGAGAAUGAUUUGCAAUCCAUUGUCGGUUCCCUUCUCUUUUCUAUUGAUGAAGUGGACCUUUAUCUUGUCAAGGAAGAGCAAUGUAAUGCUAGUUGUAUAAGGCAGUCAUUGGUGAAGCUCCUGAAACUCUCUGGUUACGAUGCUGCUGUAUGCUCAUCCAGAUGGCAAGGCUUUGACAAGGUUCCUGGAGGAGAUCAUGAAUAUAUCGAUGUGGUUGUUAGUGAUGGUGGGGAUUCCAAGCAUUUGAUCAUCGACAUUGACUUUCGCAGCUACUUUGAAAUAGCAAGGGCAGUUGAAUCUUAUGAUGCUAUAUUGAGUUCCCUACCGGUAGUCUUUGUUGGCUCCUUUCCCAGACUUCAACAGAUCUUGCAGGUCAUGGUCGAUGCUGCAAAAUUUUCCCUCAAGCAGAAUUCAAUGCCGCUGCCUCCAUGGAGAUCACUGGCUUAUUUACAAGCAAAGUGGUGUUCCAAGUAUGAGAGGAAACACAAUGUGGAUAAGAAGCACCAACAAAAUUGUAGUUCUGAUCAUAGACAGUGUGUCGGACAUCUACAAAGGCUGAAAGCCUCGCUUGAGUUGGAAAUUGAAUCAGAAAGGUUGCUAAAGCCUGCUACUAAUGACAAGAAACGGACAAUCAAAUCAGAGAGAUGGAGGCUCUCCCUGCGUAGCUGCUGAUUGAGGUGUAUAGCACUUCCUUUUUCAUUCCAGAAUCAAAUAAGGUGGAAAAGAGUUUCGCACCCAGCAAUACUGAGAAUAUGACGCCGUUAUUUGGAGGCAGACACACAUUGAAGUUCCAAUUUUUAGAGUCAAUUCUUUCAGUUGGUUAGUUUUUGCAAAUAACCAAUGAAAGGCACAUGUUUUGGGCUAAUUACAUACACUUACCUGUAACAUAGAGCAAUCUACUCAAUUUUUUUGAGCUUGGCUCAUGUUUGUUCAUGCAAAUAUUUUGUUUGAAAUGGGUGGACAGAAAUCUAAUCCAUGAUUCACAGUUUUUUGUACUUGGUUA